GGAUCAAUGAAGCAUCACCUCGAUACGGCUUAUGUUGUCAGUGGCCCUGAUAAACCCAACAGAGACGAUGAAUGAAGGAUCAGCUUUGGUGGCCCUGUAUAACCCCAACGUAAGCCUAUUUAGGCCCCUGUACGUGUGUACUGUAUAAAGUAAGCAACAUGUCAACACAGCCUUGUGAUCUUGAAGAUUUACAGAUUAAGGAAUGCCCAGCAGAUGUGAGAGAAUCUGGAAGAGCUAACGUAUGUGAAGGAUGCCCUGGUAGAGAGCUCUGCCUUUCUCAAGUGAGCAAGCCUGACCCAGACCAGGAAAUAAUUGAUACAAGAUUAAAAGCAAUUAAGCAUAAAAUUUUGGUGCUGUCUGGAAAAGGAGGAGUAGGUAAAUCCAGCAUAGCAGUAAUGAUUUCCAAGAUUCUAGCAAAUGAGGGAAAACGAGUUGGACUUUUAGAUGUGGAUAUCUGUGGCCCAAGCAUUCCUUUACUCAUGGGUGUGGCAGAUCAACCUAUAAUGGAUUCACAGUGGGGAUGGAAGCCAGCAAUAUCAUCCGAUGGCAACAUUAAGACAUUGUCAGUAGGAUCCUUAUUGAGCUCUGGGGCCCAGGCCGUGGCAUGGAGAGGACCUCGUAAAACUGCUUUAAUAAGACGUAUGAUAAAGGACACACUUUGGGGCCGACUGGAUUACUUGAUUAUAGACACACCACCUGGGACGAGUGACGAGCAUCUCACUAUCAUCAAGCUGCUUGCUGCUGCUGUGCCAGAUGGAGCACUAAUUGUGACAACACCUCAGAAGCUGUCUGCUGGUGUAGUGAGCAGAGAGAUCAGAUUUUGUCAGAAGAUGGGCAUACCAAUUUUAGGGAUAAUAGAGAACAUGUCAGGCUUUUGCUGUCCAGGUUGUUCAACUGUGAGCCAUGUGUUUUCAUCCGGGGCUGGGGACUACUUAGCCAAGAAGUAUGAUGUUCGUCUCUUGGGUCAUCUGCCUCUUGACCCUCGACUAGCAGCUGUCCAGGAGAAAGGAUGUAUUAUAGAAAGUGCAUGUUUUGACACUAUUAAUGAAAUUAUAAGGAAAAUUAUUAUAAUAAUUCAAGAUUUGCAGACAUUAUGAGCGGGUUUACUCAGAUUUUGAAGUCCUGAUUAUUUUGUUCGAUUCCUAUUUCAAAAUCAUUAACAAAUUACAGUAACUGAAAAUUUAGGCAGUCAUUAUUUGUUUUUGUUGCGAAUAUUUGUACCCACUUUUAAUUUGUUUAAAAAUGGCAAGUCUUGAAGAAUAAGCAGCCACUAAAUCAUUAGUAUAGUUUAAUGACUUCGAGUGUCAUCUACAGUACUCAGAUUACAGCUUUUGGACUGAUUCCUCCAUCAACAUGGUGAGUAGUAUCUGCUACACUGUUUUGAAUAAAACAUUAUUGUUAUUGUAAUGAAAAUGGUGUGCCAAACUUGUACACAAAUUUAAAGGGAAUAUUACACAUAAGGUUUAACAAUGCUCAGCCACUUCUGUAUGAUCCAUACAGGUUUAGCACUUUUUUCAAAUAUAAUAAUAAUGCUUGAUCCUUUUUUAGCAAAAAACAUAUUUUCUAUAAAAUGAAAAUUGAUAAUUUAUUUGGGUUACAGUAGAGUAUGUGAUAAUACACAGGCCUUGUGCCUUUUCAACAUAUUAAUGUACAGUGGAACCUCUGCUUAUGAAUUUAAUCCGUUCCGUGACCUUGUUCGUAUCCUGAUUUGUUCGUAUGCUGGGUUAAUUUUCCUCAUUUAAAUUAAUUGAAAUGCAUUCGUUCCAGGGGAAUUCCUGCUGUCAGGAGACAUGACAAAAUAGUACUUCAAUAUGACACUAAUAUCAUCUCUACGACUUAUUUAUCUAUCACAAUUCAUCUAAUAUGACAUAAUAAACAAUAUGAAUAACAUAAAAACCUGAUAUACACACUAGAAUGAAUAAAAUAUGUAUGUGGUGGCGGGGAAGGAUGGUGGUCCCGGGCAUUCUUGCUCCAGCUAUGAAAACGUCUUCCCAUUCUUUCCUCUAUCAGAUGUGUUAGUAUAAGAAGGCUGAGUGUAACAGGGAGUGUGGAACGAAGGCAGGGAAUGGUGUAGCAGGCAGGCAGCGAGUGUAGCAGGCAUGCAGGGAGUGUAACAGAAACAGGGAGUGUGGAAGGAAGGCAGGGAGUGUAACAGGGAAACAGGGAGUGUGGAAGGAAGGCAGGGAGUGGUGUAGCAGGCAGGCAGGGAGUGUAGCAGGCAGGCAGGGAGUGUGGAAGGAAGGCAGGGAGUGAUGUAACAGACAGGCAGGGAGUGUAGCAGGCAUGUAGGGAGUAUAACAGGGAAACAGGGAGUGUGGAAGGUAGGCAGGGAGUGUAGCAGGCAGGCA
Messenger RNA from Cherax quadricarinatus, 2348 nucleotides. RefSeq names its product cytosolic Fe-S cluster assembly factor NUBP2 homolog. The record is from RefSeq and is a predicted model, not a curated record. Gene Ontology annotation, biological process: iron-sulfur cluster assembly. Gene Ontology annotation, molecular function: iron-sulfur cluster binding; ATP-dependent FeS chaperone activity; ATP binding. Lineage: Eukaryota; Metazoa; Arthropoda; Malacostraca; Decapoda; Parastacidae. Gene Ontology annotation, cellular component: cytosol.